AUGGAUCUCGAAACGAGGAGCCAGGACGAUCCCUCGGCCGAAUCCGAAGUCCUUGAGGCUCAGCGAAAUACUGCAGAUACUAGUGCCUCCAAUACUCCCGACGCGGUGAUAACGUCCUGUCCAGUAAAGGCGGAACCAGAUGGGUCUGUUCCAGGUACAGACGAGGCCAGUCGUCUCCGCGAACUCCAGGCCGACAUUCGCGAUCAAGAUGAUCUCGAACGGGAUAUAUCGCGUCAGGCCGACAAAUUGCUCAUGGAGCAAGCGGAUGAGCGAGACCAAAAGAGACUGGAGAAAACGACACUAGAAAAAAACAAGCUCGAGGUUCAGAUUCUAAAACUUCAUCAGCGACUGUCGCAGCCAGUUGGCACGUCUGCUAGAGUUCGUCUAGAGAACGAGCUGAGCAAACUAGAAUCUCGCAACUCCUCCUUGGAAAAUGACUUGAAGGAAAUUCAACAGCGUAUGGAUGAGAGACAUGAGGGUUUGGAAGCUGGUAUACAGCCAACGAGGACCGGCCGUAUGCCGAAUGAGUCCCGCCGAGACUACCUCAUCCGGACUGGAAAAAUUACUCCGUUCUCGAGGAUGGGUGUUGGCCCCAAUGAAGGUCCUCUUGCCAGUCUGCACGACGCUCUCAUCGAUGCGGAAGAUGAACGCGACGAGAAAGAGGCACUGGAACAGCUGAAGGAUCGUUUAACUGUCUCGCACCGAAACCUCGUGCGCCCUGGAUUUGACUUUGACGAAAGCGCUGAAUCGGAAGUCGCUCCUGUAGCUGAUCGACCGAAGAAACGACGGAAGCUGGAACAAGCUGCUCGCCGGAAGGAAAAGAAGCCUCGGACACGCGAGGAGUCUGAUUCUAUGGGAGCUGACGAAGAAAGUCAGGAUGAAGAUGAGUCUGCAGACUAUGUAGCAUCUGAGGAUCAGGAAUCUUUAUCAGAGGACGAGGAAGACUUCUUUCCAGAAGGAAAGCCAACACAAAGGGCCAGGCAGAAAGCAACAAAGACAAGCGAUGAGAUGGAAGAUUUCGCUGGGCUGGAUGAUGGGGACGAAAAGGUCUAUCAAUCUAGAAUUCAGAGUUGGGUCAGCCGGAGGAGUGCGGCUCGGAAGCGUGCGUCUAAAGAACUCAAAGCCGAGCCAGACGCUGAAGCUAUCGUUGACGAAGAUAUCCCCACCGAAGAAGAGGAGUGGUUCAUGCCACAUCCCACUGUACCGGAUGUUUCCUACGACAAUGGAUAUCGGUUGCCAGGAGAUAUCAACCCGUACCUCUUCGAUUACCAGAAAACCGGGGUGCAAUGGCUGUGGGAACUAUACCAGCAGAAAGUGGGCGGGAUUAUUGGUGACGAGAUGGGUCUGGGGAAGACCAUCCAAACCAUUGCUUUCCUGGCUGGACUUCACUACAGCAAGAAACUUGACGGUCCGAUUAUUGUUGUCUGUCCUGCGACGGUUAUGAAGCAAUGGGUCAAUGAGUUCCAUCGCUGGUGGCCGCCGUUCCGCGUGUCUAUCCUGCACACCUCUGGAAGUGGUAUGAUUAAUAUCCGAAAUGAGAGUAGCAGAGAGGAUGCACUAUUAUCUCAGUCCUAUUCCUACGGCAGUCGCGCGCUGACCAGCAAUCAGAAAGCCGCAAGGAAGGUUGUCAAGCGUGUGGUAGAAGAAGGCCACGUCCUGGUUACCACUUAUUCUGGCAUACAAACAUAUGCUCCCUUUUUGAUUCCAGUGGAGUGGGGAUGUGCAAUUCUUGAUGAAGGCCACAAGAUUCGAAACCCAAACACAUCCAUUACGAUUCAUUGCAAGGAACUUCGCACUCCACACCGGGUCAUUCUUUCAGGCACUCCUAUGCAAAACAAUUUGACGGAGCUUUGGUCGCUCUUCGACUUUGUCUUUCCCAUGCGUCUCGGAACCUUGGUGAACUUCCGGAACCAGUUUGAAUUCCCCAUUCGGCAAGGCGGAUACGCAAAUGCAUCCAAUCUACAAGUGCAGACGGCUGCCAAGUGCGCAGAGACGCUGAAGGAUGCGAUCAGCCCGUACCUUCUGCAGCGGUUCAAGAUCGACGUGGCGGCAGACCUACCCAAGAAAACCGAACAAGUCCUCUUUUGUAAGCUGACAAAAUCGCAACGAGAGGCUUACGAGACAUUCCUGAGGUCUGAGGACAUGCAAUCGAUCCUCAAAGGACGCAGACAGGUUUUGUAUGGCGUUGAUAUUCUCCGCAAGAUCUGCAACCAUCCAGAUCUGCAGAAUCACAAGCUGGAAUCGCAUCAGGUGGGCUAUGGAAAUGGUAACAGGUCCGGCAAGAUGCAGGUUGUCAAAUCUCUUCUUGAACUAUGGAGAGAUACCGGCCACAAGACGUUGCUAUUUGCCCAGCAUCGGAUCAUGCUGGAUAUCCUGGAGAAGUUUGUCAAUUCGCUGUCUGGAUUCAACCACCGCCGCAUGGAUGGCACCACGCCGAUUCAGCAUCGGCAGGCAAUGGUGGACGAAUUCAACAACGACCCAAAUCUGCACGUUUUCCUCCUCACGACCAAAGUGGGAGGGCUGGGUGUGAACCUUACUGGUGCGGACAGAGUGAUCAUUUACGAUCCGGAUUGGAACCCGUCGACAGAUGUACAGGCUCGCGAGCGUGCAUGGAGACUUGGCCAGAAGAGAGAAGUCAGCGUGUAUCGAUUGAUGACUGCGGGAACCAUUGAGGAGAAGAUAUACCACCGACAGAUCUUCAAACAGUUUCUGACCAAUAAGAUUUUGAAAGAUCCCAAACAGCGGCAGACUUCCUUUCAACUGAGUGACCUGUACGAUCUCUUUUCGCUAGGGGAUGAAAAGCCGGGCUCUACGGAGACCAGUAAGCUCUUCAAAGAUGCAGAGGUCACGUUCCAGGGAGACACCGACACCAGUGGCCAGCAGUCUGCUGGCUCGCAGAACGCCUCAACGACGGCGCACGAGGAGAAGAAAGAUAUCCGCAAGGUGGUCGGUGUCUCGUCCUUGGAAGACUACCAGGGCGAGUCAGAACAGCCUCGUGAUCCAGACAAAGGAGCUGGAGCGGCCAAUUCCGAGUCACGUAUCAUGGAGGGUAUCUUCGCUCGCUCUGGCGUACACUCCGCAUUGGAGCAUGAUCAAAUUGUGAACGGCAAGCGAGUUGUCCGGGCGGAUCCCAAGAUCAUCGAGGCCGAGGCGAAGAGGGUAGCUUCGGAGGCCGCGGAGGAGUUGCGCCGCGCAGGCGAAGCAGCUCGUGCCGUCCCCAUCGGCACCCCGACGUGGACGGGACAGUUUGGUGUUGCCGGCAAGCCCGAGGAAAGACCUCUCCCGUCUGCAUUUGGAGGUAGAAGCAGCACCACGCGACGGACGGCGGCCGGCCCGUCGUCCGCCAGCAUCCUCGCCAACCUCUCUGCGCGGGCGACGCCGCCUUCCCGCAGCCGCAGCGCCACGGGCAGCCCUGCACCUGGUAGGACCCCGACCGGGGUGGAUUUCAUGACGAUGAUCCGCGAUUACAUCCUGGCGCAGGGCGGAAGCGUCUUCACGCAGAUGCUGAUUGACCACUUCAACCGGUACUGCACCACACCACAGCGGUCGGCGGAGUUCAAGGAGAUGCUCAAGACGAUUGCGGUGCUGGAGAAAGGGGGACGGAACGGACGGGGCCAGUGGUCUCUGAAACCCGAGUUCGCUAAGAAGAACGUCGCACGGCCCUGA
Messenger RNA from Aspergillus clavatus NRRL 1, 3666 nucleotides. RefSeq names its product DNA-dependent ATPase RAD26. NCBI's taxonomy places the organism in Eukaryota, Fungi, Ascomycota, Eurotiomycetes, Eurotiales, Aspergillaceae. The record is from RefSeq and is a predicted model, not a curated record. The transcript is spliced from 3 exons. Gene Ontology annotation, molecular function: ATP-dependent chromatin remodeler activity; ATP binding. Gene Ontology annotation, biological process: transcription-coupled nucleotide-excision repair. Gene Ontology annotation, cellular component: nucleus. The coding region runs from base 1 to 3666 and encodes 1221 amino acids.